CACUGACCACCACUCCAGGCGGUAGCCACAUCACCUAGCCGGGGCAGGCGAGGCCCAGACUGAGCCGCCCAGUCAACAACACCUCAUCCUCGGAUGGCCUCGGCCUCCGCGACAUGUCAGCUCUGCGGUGAAGAUCUCAGCGCCAAAGCACUCGCGCAGAGGCAGGCCCAUUACGAUGAACACUUCUCAUAUGAGCGUGAAGUACCUCAUGUGCACGGAUCGAGAUCCGACGGGCUGAAAGCUUGGUUUACGCCCUAUGUUGCCAACAAGGGCAAGCCGGAGACGCAGAAUAUAUUCUGGUAUCCCCCACAGACUCAAUCACCUCCCCGUAACUUCAGCCCAGGACUUAUCUCCGUACUCAAGAGAGCCUUGAUCGACUCUCACGAGAAGAGCAAGACACGGAAGGCUUGGCUUUGUCAUGCCCAAGCGGUACAUAUCCAAGGUGAAGGUUUCGACAGGACAUGGGGCUGUGGCUACCGCAAUUUCCUCAUGGGCUGCGCGUCACUGAUGGUUCAAACUAAGCAACCUCUAUACUUCCCUCUAUUGGAUCAUCCAUAUCCUCCGGGCGUUCGGAACUUACAGAGGCUCAUUGAGGAGGCAUGGUCAGCAGGUUUCGAUCAAGAGGGCGCCCAACAGCUGAAACGACACCUCCUUGGCACCGGGAAGUACAUUGGGACCGGAGAGCUCUAUGUUGCCUUCACGUAUCGAGGGGUCCCAUCACAGCUAGUGGACUUCGACUUGAAGGACGGUCCCGAUCCACUGCUGAACUGGGUCCUGCAGUAUUUCUCAGAUGGGGCAUCUGUACCGCGAGCAACACUCAGUGUAGAGGCAUUGCGGGAUGUCGUGAUGGUCACGGACAAGAUGCCUCUCGUGCUCCAACACGAUGGUCAUUCCCGGACCAUUGUCGGUUGUGAGCGAUGUCCCAACGGUUCCCUCAACCUUCUGGUCUUCGACCCGUCGAGACAUAUUCCCGCGGAAAUACGCGCGGCAGGUCUAGCGGAUUGGCACAAUGGUUCGUCGCGCAUGGAUCAUGUUGACACAACGAACGAUCUGCCAAGACAUCCUACGGCGUCGAAAGUGCUGCAUGAAGUCGCGCAUCCCAUACGAACCAUCAAGUCACAUCACAAGCGCAAAGCGGAAGAUCCUCCAAUGGACUCGUCCACGAAGAAACAACGAGCGGAUCACGCGCAUAACGAUGCGGACGACGUUGCGCAUGCGUAUGAAGGUGGAGGGGCGUCUGCGGUUUAUCCUUCUUUGGACGCGAGCAAGGUUCUCAGCGUCUUCAGGCUGGGACUGAAUCGCCUCAAGCGGAAGAACAAGUACCAGAUCUUGUACUUUCCAUUGACAGAACCCCUCAACGAGGAGCAGCGCUGGUCAAGACGCGAUCUGACCUGCUUGAAGGUUGUGUAGGCUCCGGGUAUUUGUCUUCUUGCUCUUGAAUGGGUCGUUGCUGCGACCGAGUCGCCGAAGUCAUUUUUAGAUCAUAGACUGAAUUUCUUUUUUAUGUUCGUUGCGAAUUUGACCGUCUUGGAUGUAUAGGGACUAUCGAACAGUAGUAAUACGUAGUAUACAGUUCUUGCAUGGCAUGUCGCAAUACGCCUCGAUUGCGAUUGUUUGGGGAGCGCGAUGUUUGUGUUCGCAAGACGAUUUCAGGUCACGCCAAUAUGGCGAGAUAAAGCAAGCGAAUGAA
Rhodofomes roseus is the source of this 1690-nucleotide messenger RNA. RefSeq names its product peptidase family C78-domain-containing protein. The record is from RefSeq and is a predicted model, not a curated record. NCBI's taxonomy places the organism in Eukaryota, Fungi, Basidiomycota, Agaricomycetes, Polyporales, Fomitopsidaceae. Bases 94 to 1410 code for a protein of 438 amino acids. The transcript is spliced from 11 exons.